CCUAAAGCAAUACAUUGAGAAUUCGCAUUCUCUAUGUGAUGAGAAUAUCAACUCUUUUACAGUUUAUUUAGAAGAAGAUUGAGCAUUCUAUGCAAUCAAUCAAUUCAUGAGUAGCCUACGAAAUAUAAACUGAAAUAAUAUUAAUUUUUGUUUCAGACAACACGAUGAGCGCGGAAACCAUUCAAACAACAUAUGUUUGCCCGGCCAAUUUCAUAGCAGUGGACAAAAAAUGUUACCACUUCAGUACCAAAGAGGUUCCAUGGACUGAAUCUCAUUUCCACUGCCAAUUAUCGAAUGGCAGUCUAACAGUUAUCAACUCCUAUAGGGAAAAUAAUCAACUGAGGGGUUAUUUAUCUACAGGAAAUGGCUCUUCUUUAGCGUUGAAUGAAUACUGGUUGGAUGGUAUUUAUGAUUGGGAGCAAAAAAUGUGGAAAUGGGGUUCUACUGGCCAAAACAUACAAUUCAACAAGUUUUCCCGUAAUAACAUAGGAGACAAAUACAAAUGGAAAUGUGUAUCCCUACAUGGUGCUAGAAAUAAGUGGAUGGCACGCAAAUGUACCAAGAGAAAACGAUUCAUCUGUCAAACGGAUAGCAACAUUUUCGUUCAGUUUCAACAUGUUGAUGAGAAAUACAAGGAAUUCGAUAUCUCGAAAUGUUCUGACAAGAAUUUGAAGAAAUUCGAACAGAAAAAGUGUCUAGAACUAUUGGAUAAUCUAGAAAACAAUGAACCUGCAGCUUAUGUAAAAGUGUUAUCUGGAAACCGAAAUUCUACCAAGUAUAGAUACGUUGCCAAGGUUGAAGGGCAGAUAGACGAGAAUGACUACAAUGUCUUGGGGUUGAAAUCAUUAGACACCACAAAGAUGGCUUUCAAAAUUGUUCCUAACGACUCGUUUACGGUGAGCUUGGAAGACAUCAUAGCCAUUCUAGAAGCUCCGGCAAAAAGACAUGAGAGGUGGAUUGGAGGAAUUUUCGACUGGAAAACCAAGAUGUGGAGAUGGGCAAUGACAGGAAAACCCAUCACCUAUAACGGAUUUCAUAGUGAAGCCAUUAAUCGAGAAAAAUCUGGAGAGUUAUCAUGGAAUAGUAUUUUCAUGGAUCCAAAAUGGGAUAAUCAUUGGAAUGCAGAUAAACAGACAGAGAAGAAAUGGUUCAUCUGCCAAAUGAAAGCUCAAGCCGUGAAAAAUCUUGGUAGUCCACGAAUAUCGCAACCCAGAGCCGUUAUACAUAAUCUCGUACCAUGAAUGUACUCAAACAAUUAAAAAAUUUUCGAUAUCAAUAAGUUGAGAACAAUAAUGU
Molecule: messenger RNA, 1296 nt
Organism: Phaedon cochleariae (mustard beetle)
Lineage: Eukaryota; Metazoa; Arthropoda; Insecta; Coleoptera; Chrysomelidae
Source: the annotation of a GenBank genome assembly